This is a messenger RNA of Ciona intestinalis (vase tunicate), 844 nucleotides long. NCBI's taxonomy places the organism in Eukaryota, Metazoa, Chordata, Ascidiacea, Phlebobranchia, Cionidae. The record is from RefSeq and is a predicted model, not a curated record.
CGCCACUCAUAUAGCUGAGUACGAACUUUUCCAAAUUGAGCUCGCGAAGAAUUACGGCGUAGCUGAAUGGAGAGAUGACAUCAAGAAAUGCAUGUUGAAAGCUGGCUUACAAAACCAACCAAUAUCAUUCUUGUUCAGCGAUACUCAGAUUAAAAGUGAAAGUUUCUUAGAGGAUUUGAACAACAUCCUCAACUCUGGAGACGUCCCAAACAUAUACGCAUUGGAUGAUUUAGACAACAUAUAUGGAGCCAUGAAACCAAUAGUGAUCGACCAAGGCCUCCCACCAACCAAGUCCAACUUAUACAAUGCAUUUACUAAGCGUGUGAGGGCGAACCUGCAUACCAUAUGCUGUAUGAGUCCCAUCGGCGAGAUAUUCCGCGCCCGUCUCCGAAUGUUUCCCUCUCUAAUCACCUGCUGUACCAUCGACUGGUUCAGUGAAUGGCCAGAUGAGGCGCUACAGAGUGUGGCCAAUACUUUCUUAGGGGAGCUGACAGACGUUGAUACAUCGAAUCAAAAAUUAAUGGGGGGCAUGGUGAACAUGUGCGUCCUAAUGCACCAAUCAGUGGCCACCCACUCCAAAAGGUUCCUUGCUCAAUUAUCCCGUCAUAAUUACGUCACACCAACCUCAUACUUAGAGUUGCUUGGUAUUUUCAACAAACUCAUCGGGAUGAAAAUAACCGAACUCACAACAAACAGAAACAGAAUGAAAAUUGGGCUGGAUAAGUUACUGAGGACGGCAGACGACGUAGCAAAGAUGCAGGAGGAGCUGGAAACGAUGCGCCCUCUACUGGAGGAAGCAGCCAUCGAAACCGUGGCAACCAUGGAAAAAAUUUCGAAAGAUACG